UCCUGGGUGUCCACCAGGGCUUUUUCUGCUCGCAUCUGGAUCCCAGUACAACCUGCAAACGGUCCAGCGUCCUCUCCUACUGAAACCCUCGGCCUCCUCCGAUUCGGAAAAGAAAAGAGAAGAAGCCUGAAGAAACCCAAAUUGUUCCCGAUAACUUUCCACAGCCUGCUCUCCUCCCGUGGUUUUUUACUUUUCGUCGAAACUCUGAAGCAGUAGUGAGACUCUGUGAUUGUUGCCUUCAGUCUCAAAGAAAAAAAAAGUUUUCCCAUGUUUUAACCCCGUUUUUUUUUGUCGCGUCUUUGUGUGUUUUUCAAUUGAGUCUGGAACUCGACACUUAACCCACGUACCUGUAGCUGUGAGACGUCCGACGUGAACGGUGUUUUUUCGGUGUCUUUUCUGCUCUCCCGGCCUCUGCUGCUGUGAAUGAAGUAUCUGUUGAGCCGAAGAAAUCAGCGCGUCUCCAUGAGGAAACUCGACCGUGGACUCGCUGAAACUUUGUCCUAGCCGUGCACACACUCACACCUGAGCGACUUUAACAUUUUUACGGUUUUCGCUGUUAGUCUUCUUAUUUUUCUGUCUUCGCCUGGCCCAAAAUGAAGAGUUUGUUGGCGCUGUGUGUCGUGUGGACGGUGGUUGUGUUGUCGGUGUCGGGGACCGCGGAGCAAAAGUUGAACAACUGUAAUGAAGUUCGUGCUGCCUACAGCUCCAAAGGCUUCAACGUUAACGACGUCCCCAACAAAGGAAUCAACGGAGGCCACCUGAAAGUGUGUCCGCAGGGCUACUCCUGCUGCACUGUGGAGAUGGAGGAGAAGCUAAGCCAGCAGAGCCACACAGAGAUCAAAGCUCCCGUCUCCAAGCUUAGCACCAGCCUACAAUCCACCUUCAAACAGAGGCAUGACCACUUUGACAAGUUUUUCCGCGAGCUUUUGAAAAACGCAGAGAUUUCGCUGGACAGCAUGUUUGUGAAAACAUACGGGAUGAUGUACGUGCAGAACUCGGAACUUUUCAAGAACUUCUUCCAGUCCCUGACCCAGUACUACGCGUCCGGCAGCGCUGCCGUCAACUUGGACUCCAUGCUGUCGGACUUCUGGGCCGACCUUCUGGAGAGGAUGUUCCGGCUGGUCAACGUGCAGUACGAGUUCAGCGACACCUACAUGGAGUGCGUCAGCCGACAUACGGAGGAGCUGCAGCCGUUCGGCGACGUGCCCCGCAAGCUCCGCAUCCAGUUAACGAGGUCCUUUAUCGCCGCGCGCACCUUUGUGCGUGGCCUGGCGCUCAUGCCUGAGGUGGCCAAUAAAGUUUCCACGGUCAGCGCCUCUCCCAGCUGUGUGCGAGCGGCUAUGAAGAUGUUGUACUGUCCCUACUGCUCGGGGCAAGUAGCCCUGAAACCCUGCCAGAAUUACUGUCUGAAUGUGAUGCGUGGCUGUUUGGCUAACCAGGCAGACUUGGACACGGAGUGGAACAACUUCCUCGAUGCCAUGCAUAGUCUCGCCGAGAGGCUCGAAGGUCCCUUUAAUUUCGAGUCUGUCAUGGAUCCAAUUGAUGUGAAGAUUUCAGAGGCCAUCAUGAACAUGCAGGAGAACAGCAUGCAGGUGUCGCAGAAGGUUUUCCAAGGAUGUGGGAUGCCCAAAACAAGCACUGCCUUUCGUUCCAAACGUUCCGUCAAAGACUCCACCUUUACCAGCCGCUUCCGCCCUUACAGUCCUGAAGCAAGACCCACGACUGCUGCUGGAACCAGUUUAGAUCGACUGACAAGUGAAGUAAAAAAGAAAUUGAAGCAUGCCAAAAAGUUCUGGUCCACGUUGCCAGAGACUGUGUGUGUAAGCGAGGGGAUUGCAGCUGGUGAUGAGUGCUGGAAUGGUACAGCGAAAAGCAGGUACGAAUCAGAUGUCAUUGGCAGCGGGCUGGCCAAUCAGAUAUCAAACCCGGACGUGGACGUGGACAUAACAAAACCAGACACCGUCAUCCGCAGUCAGAUAGCAGUUUUGAAGGAAAUGACGAGCCGGCUCAAAGCUGCACACAGCGGCAUCGACAUUACUGCAGAGAGCGAUGAUGACGGCAGCGGAGAUGAGAGCGGCAGCGGUUGCGAUGGUCCUAACUGCGACAUAUACUUCUCUGUUCCACCAACGUCUGAUAAAGAAGGGGGUGGAAAAGCAGCGGGUGGAAAAGCAGUGGGUGGAAGUGCAGCGGCUGGAUCACCACGGGUUAAUCCAGUGCAAAGCAAUAACUCAGCUGGGGUCACCUCACGGGGAAGCAUGGCGCUGGCGCUCUGCGGGCUCGCCCUGGCCCUGUUAGCUCCCCACUUGAGAUAAAAGUGGCUGGGCAGGGAGAGGGAAGAGAACGACCAGGAGCAACAGCACGAAGGGGAAAACUGUCAGAGAGACUUUAAAAAACAAAAAAAGACUGCCUUCAGGACAUUGGACUGUCCACCGUUGGGGUGGGAGGGGAAGAAACUUCUUAAUAUUACAAUAACCUCACUAUUAACUAUUUGUUCGUAUGUUGUUAAAGACAUCAGUGUACAGCAGUAUGAUUUUUCUUCCCAAGAGAUCCACCUUUGUCGCCCAGAUAAACCUGUCCUCCAACAGCUCUCUCUGAGCUACUUUUUGGUUGUGCUUGCAGAAUUUCACACUUACCUUGGCAGUUUAAUCUCAUGAUUAACUUUGUGCCUUCUUCGAUGACUGACAUCUGACAUUUAAGCAUUAAGAAAGAUAUUGGGUCAAUCUCUGAGUGCCUGUGUUGGGACACAUCUUUAAAUUUCUGAGGCUGGUUUUUCUAUCAGUCAGAAAACACGACUAAAAGAAACAGAACCCAUGUGAUGCUGUCUUGUUACUAAUUCAAAGCUUUUUUUUAUUUUUUUGCACAUUAUAAAAGUGCAUACUGUGAAUAUUUGUGCCUGUGUGCAUUUAUACUUUUAGAAAGGUGAGAAAUUCUGAAGCUUUUUGAGACUUGUUUUGUUCGGUUUGCUUUGGAGGCAGCUCGUCUCAGAAAUGCAGUGAGAGUUUACAGCACAGGUGCUCAUGUUUGACCAGAAGAUGGCGUCGUUCUGUGGAAGAGUCUGCGGGGCGCUCUGCAAGCCCCUAACACACACACGUACGUUUGCUGUGAGCAUUUUCGCAUCUUAACUUUAAUUUCCUCAUUAUUAUUUCAUUGAACUUCUUUCAGCUUAAACAGUUCAAUAGUAAGGUCAUACCUCGUGCUUACUGAGUCAAUGCAAUCUAGACGAUGAGGUUGAGAGUGUCUGAUAGAGUUAGAUAUGUGGCUGAUGUCCCCUGCCAUUAAACCCCCAAGAAGGCAAAGCUGACAUGUCCCAAAUGCCCUUUUUUUUUUUUUUUUUUUUUUUUUUUUUGGUACUGUAAGCUCAGUUCGGCACAGAAGAUCUGACUCUAUACAGUCUUAACGUUUGGAAAGAAAAGAGGGCAACAUGCACGUUUUUGGAGCUUUUUAAUUAAACAAGACAAGAGGAACAAACGUCAGUGUUUUAAUCAAAUGGAAAUCUAGAAAAGAUUAUUUUAAUACAGGGUUUUAUGUUGAGGAGGUGUUGAGAUUUUUAGCUUUUUUGGUAUGAAGAUAUAUAUUAGGUACUACAGUGGAUUUUACUGGUAGUUGUAGGUGGUGGAAGAGGUCAGUGUGCACAGAUAAGGGGGGCGCUCUGGUCAGUGUGCACAGGUUUUGGGGCCUGUUUUUCUGGCCCACGUUCACGUCCCACAGUACACGCUUGUACCUCGAUAAAUGGCCUGUGUCAGUGUAAAUGGACUCAUUCUGAACGGUUCUCAUCAUUUCAACUCAAAGUUAAGUGUUUUCACAAUUACUACCAAAAUUAAUGCAAUGAAAGGUGCCUGAUUAUUUUUUUAUAUGUUUGGUACAUUACUAGCAUCUUCUUAAGGUUUUUUUUGUUUGUUUUUUGGAAAAGAAAAGAAAGUAGCUGUUGAUGAUGAUUUAUGAUCUAUCUGCUCAGAUUCCCUGAAAGGUGUUUUGAGUAUAUUGUUACCAGCUGACAAGCACAAUGUAAGUUUUCUUCUUGGAGCUUUUCAUUUGAUAAUCGGGUCUGUUAAGUUGCAUUACCUGGACAUUUCAUCUCUACAAUGAUGCCGACUCAUGCAGCAUCGCUGCACUAAUGUAUUCCAUGUAUUUCAAACAUGCAUUUAGAACUUACAGGUUAUCAAAAAUGCAACAUCUACAAUGUUUCAGUGUGGAGAAAAAUAUACAUUUUUGUAAAAGUAUAACGAAAAGAUUUGGAGCUUUGCAUCUUGUCUUGUCUGGCUUUGACAUUAACAGGUUGAUCUUGAGCUUACGGGACAUCUUCAGGUUAUCAGGUUACAUCCGCAAUCAUCAGACGAGGACGUCGUAUCAAGAUCUGACCUUGAAGGAUUUGAUGAAACAUCUAUGCAACCCGUAUGAAAUACUGAAGCCUUAAUUUAAAAUCACGAAGCUGUGCUUAAGCAGCUCGAUUUGGCAUUACUUCUGCAGGUGACCAGUUUAAUUCUAGGUUACUGUUUUUUCUCCCUUGUGUUCCACCAACAUUUCCACAAGGGCUCGUGCACGUGUUCGUGUCAUGUGGGAGGAGUUGUGUCGAAUGUGAAGAAGCCCGACCUUUGGAGAGACGGAAGAAAUGUUUUAGGCUGACGAUGGUGACAAAAAUGUCUGUGCUUGCAGGCCAGGGCAGCAAUGUUUCCAGCUGGCAGGAGUUGGUCCAGCUGCUGGAAGACGUCCAUUCGGUCCACAGAGCGAGUUCAGUCUUGUCUUUUAAAGUUGGACUGUUGUUGAAACCUUUCCAUGUAUGCCUUUGGCCCACAAGAGCAGAAAGUACUCUCUCUCUGAGGAGGGAGGGAGUGACUGAAAAGAGUGGAGGAAAAAAGUGUAAAUAAAAAGCAGCGGUUUUAGAUGUCUCUAAAAGAGGCCCUACAAGUACACCAGAUUUCUACUUGUCAGAGUAUCUCCUAAAUGUUAUGGAAAACAAGAUGAGAUAGAUGUUAAAGUGUAAGAGAAAAUGUAUAUUAAACAACAUUUUUAGUCUUGUUGAAAUAAAGACUGCCAAUAUUUAAA
Molecule: messenger RNA, 5043 nt
Organism: Oreochromis aureus
Lineage: Eukaryota; Metazoa; Chordata; Actinopteri; Cichliformes; Cichlidae
Gene: gpc4
Product: glypican 4
Exons: 9
Coding region: 594-2312 (572 amino acids)
Biological process (GO): cell migration; regulation of signal transduction; regulation of protein localization to membrane
Cellular component (GO): cell surface; synapse; extracellular region
Molecular function (GO): protein binding
Source: RefSeq, a predicted model, not a curated record